Molecule: messenger RNA, 6601 nt
Organism: Cavia porcellus (domestic guinea pig)
Lineage: Eukaryota; Metazoa; Chordata; Mammalia; Rodentia; Caviidae
Gene: Nrp2
Product: neuropilin 2
Exons: 16
Coding region: 782-3514 (910 amino acids)
Biological process (GO): vascular endothelial growth factor signaling pathway; angiogenesis; axon guidance
Cellular component (GO): glutamatergic synapse; plasma membrane; axon
Molecular function (GO): vascular endothelial growth factor receptor activity; semaphorin receptor activity
Source: RefSeq, a predicted model, not a curated record
GAGAAGGCGAGCGAGGCACCGGCCCGCAGCCCGCCCUGAGAGCACAUCCUCAGAUGCGCAGCCCCUCGGCGAGGUGGAGGUGAGGGCGGGCGCCAGCCCGCUCGGAAAGGGGCGCGCUCUCCCGGGCGAUCCCGGCACCGCCGCGGCUCCGGCAGCCAGCGCUCGCAGCCGCCGCCGCCGCAGCUUCCUUCCGCAGACUCCCCUCGAGAGGCUGGCCGAGCGGGUGUAGUCUUGGGAGAGGCUCCCGCUAGGGGAGCCCGGCGAAGACGGGAGCCGGCGCCCGCCUCCCACCCCGGCUGUCCGGCCAGCGGUGCCUCCGCCCGCGGGUCCGUCCCGGUGCCUGGGCGCGGGGAUCAGUUUUCGCCUCCGAGAUCGCACGGCUGCCUGGGGCCCGGGUGAUGCCCGAGGCAAGUCUUGGCUUUGAUUUUUAUUAUCCUUACUAUUUUACGCUUGGCUUUCGGGAAAUACUCGCGAUGUUGUAAGAUAAAGGAAAUGACACUUUGAGGAACUGGAGAGCGUAGAUGCAUUUUGGUUUUUGAGACAAACCCCGUUCUAACCCUCUUGGCUGAUUUCAAGAACUGCCCUCCUCGGGUGAGGUGGGGAUUCCAGCAAGAAUAAAGGUGAAGAAGGGUCGCCAGGACCCUGGAGGGAAACGCUGACCGUUAGAGACCUUUGCAGAAGACACUGCCAGGAAGAAAAUAAGAGAGACAGAAAACACAAAGACUUAUAAUUAUACAAGAAUCCUACAAGCCCAGCCCUGGAGAAAGCUUCCCUCUCCAAAAUGGAUCUGUUUCCUCUCACCUGGGUUUUCUUAGCUCUCUGCUUUUCAGGACCUGAAGUGAGAGGCCAACCAGACCCGCCCUGUGGAGGUCGCCUGAAUUCCAAAGAUGCCGGCUAUAUCACCUCUCCGGGGUACCCCCAGGACUACCCCUCCCAUCAGAACUGUGAGUGGAUUGUUUACGCCCCUGAGCCCAACCAGAAGAUUGUCCUCAACUUCAACCCUCACUUUGAAAUCGAGAAGCACGACUGCAAGUAUGACUUCAUCGAGAUCCGGGAUGGGGACAGCGAGUCCGCCGACCUCCUGGGCAAGCACUGCGGGAACAUCGCGCCGCCCACCAUCAUCUCCUCGGGGUCCGUGCUCUACAUCAAGUUCACGUCCGACUACGCCCGACAGGGGGCGGGCUUCUCCCUGCGCUACGAGAUCUUCAAGACAGGCUCUGAAGAUUGUUCUAAAAACUUUACCAGCCCCAAUGGGACCAUCGAAUCUCCGGGGUUUCCUGAAAAGUACCCCCAUAACUUGGACUGUACCUUUACCAUCCUGGCCAAACCCAAGAUGGAGAUCAUCCUGCAGUUCCUGACCUUUGACCUGGAGCAUGACCCUCUGCAGGUGGGAGAAGGGGACUGCAAAUAUGAUUGGCUGGACAUCUGGGAUGGCAUUCCACAUGUUGGCCCCCUGAUUGGCAAGUACUGUGGGACUAAGACCCCCUCUGAACUCCGCUCAUCGACCGGGAUCCUGUCUCUGACCUUUCACACGGACAUGGCAGUGGCUAAGGAUGGCUUCUCUGCACGUUACUACCUGGUGCACCAAGAACCCCUGGAGAACUUUCAGUGCAAUGUCCCCCUGGGAAUGGAGUCUGGCCGGAUUGCCAAUGAGCAGAUCAGCGCCUCCUCCACCUACUCCGAUGGGAGGUGGACCCCUCAGCAAAGCCGGCUCCACGGUGAAGACAAUGGCUGGACCCCCAACUUGGAUUCCAACAAGGAGUAUCUCCAGGUGGACCUACACUUUCUUACGAUGCUCACGGCCAUUGCAACUCAGGGUGCAAUUUCCAGGGAAACUCAGAAUGGCUACUACGUCAAGUCUUACAAGCUAGAGGUCAGCACUAAUGGUGAAGACUGGAUGGUGUACCGCCAUGGCAAGAACCACAAGGUGUUCCAAGCCAAUAGCGACGCCUCCGAGGUGGUCUUCAACAAGCUGCACACGCCGCUGCUGACCAGGUUCGUCAGGAUCCGCCCGCAGAGCUGGCACGCAGGCAUCGCCCUGCGCCUGGAGCUGUUCGGCUGCCGGAUCACAGAUGCCCCCUGCUCCAACAUGCUGGGGAUGCUCUCAGGCCUCAUUCCCGAUUCCCAGAUCUCCGCCUCCUCCACCCGGGAGUACCUCUGGAGCCCCAGCUCCGCUCGCCUGGUCAGCAGCCGCUCUGGCUGGUUCCCUCGGAUCCCUCAGGCGCAGCCAGGCGAAGAGUGGCUGCAGGUGGACCUGGGUGCACCCAAGAUGGUGAAAGGCGUCAUCAUCCAGGGCGCCCGAGGAGGGGACAGCAGCACAGCAGUGGAAGCCAGGGCAUUCGUGCGCAAGUUCAAAGUUUCCUACAGCCUGAAUGGCAAUGACUGGGAUUACAUCCCCGACCCCAGGACCCAGCAGCCGAAGCUGUUUGAAGGGAACGUGCACUACGACAGCCCCGACAUCCGGAGAUUCGACCCUGUCCCUGCCCAGUACGUGCGUGUGUACCCAGAGCGGUGGUCACCGGCAGGCAUUGGGAUGCGGCUGGAGGUGCUGGGCUGCGACUGGACAGACUCUAAGCCCACAGUGGAGACGCUGGGACCCACUGCAAAGAAUGAAGAGACCACCACCCCGUAUCCCAUCGACGAGGAGGCCACGGAGUGUGGCGAGAACUGCAGCUUUGAAGAUGGUGAGGAAGGGGACAAAGAUUUGCAGCUCCCUUCAGGAUUCAACUGCAACUUUGAUUUCCCUGAGGAGCCCUGCGGGUGGAUGUACGACCAUGCCAAGUGGCUCCGAAGCACCUGGACCAGCAGCUCCAGCCCCAGCGACCAGACGUUUCCAGAUGACAGGAAUUUCUUGCGGAUGCAGAGUGACAGCAGGCAAGCCGGCCAGUACGGGCGGAUCAUCAGCCCUCCGGUGCACCUGCCGCGGAGCCCUGUGUGCCUGGAGUUCCAGUUCCAAGCCACCGGCGGCCGUGGGGUGGAGCUGCAGGUGGUUCGGGAAGCCAGCCAGGAGAGCAAGCUCCUGUGGGUCAUCCGCGAGGACCAGGGCGGCCAGUGGAAGCACGGACGUAUCAUCCUGCCCAGCUAUGACAUGGAGUACCAGAUUGUGUUCGAGGGAGUGAUAGGCAAAGGACAUUCGGGAGAGAUCGCCAUUGAUGAUAUCCGGAUAAGCACUGACGUCCCGCUGGAUAGCUGCAUGGAACCCAUGUCAGCUUUUGCAGGUGAGAAUUUUAAAGGGGGCACCCUCCCGCCGGGGACCGAGCCCACGGUGGACACGGUGCCCGUGCCACCUGUCCCAGCCUACUGGUAUUACGCGGUGGCCGCCGGGGGCGCGGUGCUGGUGCUGGUCUCCGUCGCUCUGGCCCUGGCGCUGCACUAUCACCGGUUCCGCUAUGCGGCCAAGAAGACCGAUCACUCCAUCUCCUACAAAACCUCCCACUACACCAACGGGGCCCCUCUGGCGGUGGAGCCCACCCUAACCAUUAAGCUAGAGCAAGACCACGGCGCGCGCUGCUGAGGCGAAGCAAGGACGCGCCCCGAGCGAGAAAGCCUGCAGAUCCGUGGCCUCGAUUUUGCACUUUUUGGUCCUCACCUAAUCUUGGUGUGAGCGCGCCCGUCCCCGCCCCUCCGCGCCCCGUGCCCUGCUCACCGCCUCCUCCGGGUCACUGUCUUUGCUUUUCUUUCUUUUCUUUUACUUUUUCUUUUUCGUUUUUCCUUUCUUCUUUGUUUUUCCCGCUUCCUGCCUCCUCUCUUUCCUGCAAUUCUGAACCCACACACCCCACGUCUAAUGCUGCAUCUCGGACGAUGAGAAGAGACGCCCCUAAGCGCCCUCCACGCACGCACGGCUGCCGGGCUCCUCCAGAGCUGGUCCGCUCGGCCCCCUUGCCUUACCCACCCCCGCGCCUGUGGGCAGGCCGCCAGGCAUCUUGAGGGGAGCCUGGCUCUGUGUGUCUGUACAUAGUGUACACUCGCGUGUGAACAGCUCUGUGUAUGUCUGGGUGUGAUGGAGUGCUUCAUGGGGGGUUCCGAGUGUGUGUCACGAGGGCCCCUUUCAACCCAAUGUUACUCCUCCUGUUACACGAAAACAAUGUCCUGUCCACGUUCUGUUUACUUGGAGAAGAGACUGAAGCUUUUUGUUGCCUUAUCUAGCUCUGGCUGGGUUUCUGUUGGCUGUCAUUGUCAUCUCCAGGUACCUAGUAAAACGGACCACGCGGAACGCAGUGUGGCCCAUCUCUUCCUGUCCCCCACCCAGGAGGAAGGUUCCCCACCUUCACAUGUGACCCCCUGGUCACAUCUCCUGGUGUUUUUCAAGUCCCCAGAUAACACCACCAGGUGUGUGUGGAACCAUCCCUAUUUCCAGCCCUGAAGCAAAUCUGUCUCAUGUUGCCUUAUAGAAAAAAAAAAAAAGCAGCUCAUAAUGAAUGUUUAGCUUUGAUCGGUUAAGUCCAAUCAUGGAGUAAGUCAUAAAGAAUAGCAAACCUGGGACUGGUGUAGGAAAAGCGCUAGUCUGUUUAAACUGAGAGCAGGAGGAGGAGAAAAGGGGAGAGAAGGAAGGGCUGAAAUGACUUAAAAGUCUCCUCAUUCCGGGGGUCUUUGGCCCAAUGUGGGGUGGGGGUAAGAAGGUGAAAAACCAUAUUCUUUGGUAUUCUAUUGAUCAUUGUAAUAGCAUCUGUAAAAUAUGUGGGGGAAAGGGGAAUCAUUUGUUUUCCUUCCAUGGUGUUAAUGUGUGCCUGAAUCUAUACCACUCAACUGUAAGAGUCCACCUACUUAGACACUAUGAGAAAAUAGAAGGAAUAGAGUAUUUAAGUGUGCUACCUCCAAAGCACUCAUAGCGCCGGCGAACUCACCCUCAGAGGGCGGCCUGGCUGUGUAUCCAGGAGCUGCUGCUUGCUCAGAGAGAAGGUAGAAUAAAGAGGUUUCUGUCGCUGCUGGCCGCUUGUCUUCUUGAGGCAACACAGAAAAGGAUGUCAGAAGGCAUUUGCCUAACGACACUGUGCAAAGUGUGGAUUACACAGUAAAGUCAGUUUCACUGAUAGGGAGAGGUGUAUUUUAGAUUUUUCAGUGUAGCAUACUCAAGUUCAGCCUUGGGGGCAUUUGCUUGUUUAACCUUCCCACUAGGCAUCCACUGGGGAAGUGUAAAAUUCUGUCAAAAGAUGGGUUGCCUGUGUUGGAAGCCUCCAGGUACCUUCCAGAAUAGAAUGCUAAAAAAAAAAAAAAAAAAUUUUUUUUUUGGUUGUUUGGGAGAAAGCACACCACACUCACUCUCUGCACCCCCAUCCGGUUAUUUCAUUCCCCUGAAAGAACAGUGCUCUGCUACUCUUAUUCUGUUCAAAGAGCUACUCAGCCUCACCCACAGCAGCCCUGCCAAGAGAAGGGAAGAUGAAAGACUAAGGCCUGGCCACCUUGAGAUUGCGAGAAGUGUCCCAUCCCAACUGAUACUAGAGGGGGGCGGUGUAGCAGCUCAGGACGCCCUGCGGUGGCUGGCACUGUGGCCACUGAGGGCUUUAUCGCAGGUGCCCAUGUCAUGUCCAUUUAAGCCUUUGGGGCCAGACAUUGACUCCAAGUGACAGAUGCUGGUGGGGAAUCAGGGAACCACAUCUGGAAAACCCAGCCAGGGCAGCAGCUGGCUGGGCUGCCGUAUUCCCUUGGGGAGUCUCCAUCUUUAAAAGAAGAGGGCAACAACUUGGGAAUCUUGCCAUGUCUUUACCCUGGGCAGCAGCAUCUCCUCACCACUGUGUGCACUCCAUGGCAGGCGGACAGCAUGCAGCUGCCCAGAUCUUGGUGUCUUUGGUGGCAUACUUCAGCUGGGUAUCUUUCUCUCUCCACUCCCCUGUCCCCCUAAAGCCGGCAACUUUCAUAGCAUUAUCCGGGUACUGUGCUAGGAGGGCAGCUCUUCUGUAAAAUGCCAUGCCUUGCAGCUUUACAAAACAAAACUAUAUUUCACAGAGAGAGAGAGAGAGAAGACUUACUCUCUUUAAAAAAAAAAAUGGACUGGACAGGUGAAUGCAUGCAUGCAUGUGUCAAGAGUUGCUUCUCCAAAGAAAGGAGGUGACCACAGCUGUUAAAAUACCAAUGAGUGAAUGGAUGAGGUGAAGGCCUGGCUCAGCAGUAAAGCUUAUGCCUCAGUAGAGGUUUCAUGACAGAACUUCCAGAAGGGGAGCCCUUAGCUUUGGGGUUAAAAAGAAAAGGCCCUUCCUGCUGGCCAAGGCAGAAAAAGAAGACGGAAAAAUUAUUGCAUUGCCACUGACAACACAGGAUGCUAAAAUUGCCCUUUCCCUUCUCCCAAGUUUUGGGGAUCAAAACCAGAAUAGGAAAUCCAGUAAUAUUUCUGAGAUUGAUAACCCAUCUUUAAAAAUAAAACUUUAUUCUUAAAGUGAAAACUAGCAGGCAAGCAAACACCUAAAAAAUCAAAAGUUACCAAAGAACAACAGCAAAAUAAGAAAACCUAAAGAUUUUCACUUCCCAUUCUUAUCCCCCUCUCCCUGUAACUGUGACAUCCUUGCAUUGCUCUGUUGCCUGUGUGUCAAAAUAACUUGUGGAUGUUGGAAACUAUUUGAAAAUGUAUUGUGUGGAAUGUAAUAAAAUGAUGAUAUUUUUAUACAAA